UCGGACAGUGACAGGCACGAGGUAAACUGAGGCCCGUGGUGUGAUGCUUCGUUCCUCAUUAUUUCAGUUCAAAACUUUCUACAUAAAUGAUGUGCCGCGUAAUAAGUGCUGGAGAGCUCUGGAAGUACUGGUCAAAACGCCGUUUUGGACAACUAGAAGAUUUUCCUGCGCGGUGUCGACGCACAUACUCGUCGAUGAAGGCGGACAAAAGGACGAGAGUAAGGAAAACACCCGUGUGUACCGAACUGGUGACUUUCCCGACCUGGCGCACGACAGGACGUCGAAGCAAAGAUUGCGUCUACUGCUGCGGCAGCAUAGACUAAGGCUUAAACAUGGCCUACGAGCACCACAGGAAUUGUCCCCCCAGGAUGUGCUUGAUUUGCUCGCGUUAAGCUCGUUUCGUAAGAGAUGCCGCUUGUUUGAAUAUCUAUUCUACAAAGAACAAAAGCGUUUGCGCCAGCACCGACGAGAAGUGAACUUUUUACCAUCAGUGAAGGAGGACAAACCAUCUUUCAAAAGGGAAUUUUUGCCUCACACAGCAGAUCGUAUUGAAGACUACGGCCUUUUCAGGAAUAGUUUUCUCAUACGUAUCCGAGAGACGACCAUAAACAGAUAUUACGAGUCAAGGCAAAUACCAGCAGUGCUGUUUGGCCAGAGUGUUGUGUUCGAUCUAGGUUACGACAAUGUAAUGUCUCCAAGAGAAUGCAACAAAGCCGCCAGAGACCUGCUUGAGGCCUACGGGUGUAACAGAUGCAGUUGCGAUCCGUUUCACCUCCAUUUUUGUAAUGCAUCUCCAAACGGAGCUACUGCACGAAUCUUGCAGGACGAGCUGUUCGCAGCAUCUGAACACAAAUUGUUGUCGGAGAUUACACCAAGCAGCUACUUGGACAUGUUUCCAAAAGAAAGACUUGUGUAUCUAACCCCAGACAGUGAAAACACAUUGGAUGUCUUUGAUUACGAUGCAGUAUACGUAAUUGGAGCGCUCGUAGAUAAAGAGACUAAGGAAGGUGCUACUCAUGCCAAGGCAACUUCUGAAGGCUUGAAGACUGCACGGUUUCCACAGACAUUUACUUGGCACUGGGAGACGAACGUAUCAAAAGCGCUGCACUUGAAUGAUGUUUUCAAGGUCUUGCUUGCUCUAAAGCGAACAAACAGCUGGAAAUAUGCGUUAAAGUACUUAAACUCUAAGGUGACUGUUCUGCAGGAAUCGAGUAGCAUUUGUGUUCCAACUACUUCGCAGUGCCAAACUCAACACGGCUGCAUAGUUUCUAGCAGCAGUAUUGAAGCGACAUUAUAAGCAGUGUUCUGAACAGUGCAGUGUUGUCCUUGUGCAGAGUUCGUUUCUGAACUGAAAUACGGAAGCAAAGCUGGAAUUGUCAAUAGCUGUGUCACGCAUUCAGAAUUUGAAUCAAACUGUAUGAGUAACUACUUCUAGGCAAAUCAAAACUUCAUUAUGAUGGAGGCAUGGUUCUGUAUAAAUUUUUUUUCCUGGCAAUUUUGGGAGCCCAAACGUCCUUUUCCCAACUAUAGUGUACUGCUAAUUAUGUGGCAUUGGUUCAUUUCAACUUGCUUUUAAUUCGACCUUGUACAAAAGUUCCAAGAUGUGCCCAAGCAUUUUGAAGACCGCUCUUUUAAUCUGAACCAAUUUUGCAUCUGCUAUUGGAGUUGAAUUCAAAGAGGUUGACCGUAUUUCCUCUGAGCAUAAGACUGCAUUAUUUUGGCAGGCUGCAGGAUGUAAUGCAUCAUGCUGGUAGAAUUUACAUGAGCUUUCUAAAUUAUGAUGCUCAUUAGCCUGCUCCAGCUUAACUAUUCCAUGACAGUGUUUCAACUACCUGAGUACAGAGCAACUUUGAGCCACUAACAGAAUGAAACUAAUGUGCUUGAUUUGAAACUGUAAUACACUGCUGGCUGAGUGACCAAAAAAAGUCAACUGCCAAUGUAGCCCCUUCAGUAGUACACUUAUCACAGCUUGCAUAGCUGUUCUGACAUCAACACACAUUUGCUUUCCUUUUCAUUUCAGUGCCAAAUUUCGGAGUCCAAAAAUUGAAACUUAAUUUCACUAGCAUGAGCUACUACUUACUGUGCAAUCAUUAUGCUAAAAUCCACAGAGCCAACAUUUGAAUGUUGCAUGCAUGAAAAAAAAAAAAGUCGGAAAUAUGAUGCUUAGCAAAACUUACAACUUUGGAAAGCUUCCUGAGCAAUGUUUGUUGAACAACAGUGACCGAGCAACCAGUUGAAGUCACUUCUAAAAUCUGCAUAGAACUGCAGUAAUGUGUAGCAUCCCAGGUGUAUAUGCAAUGCAAAUGUUUUUUGUAUGCUGAAUACCAGAACAGCUGAUAUGUAGGCAGCAGUGCUCUCUGUUUUUCUCAUGUUCUCUUGUACUUCAUCGAGCUUUCUGCCAAAAUACCUGCCAUACUGAUUUAGGGGCUGUGGUGUUCUACUGCUGACCAUAAGCUCUGUUCCGAUUACAGUCACAUUCCAAGGGAAAUUUUAUGCAGCAAAGCUUGUGUACUGUGCUGUGGUUACACAUAACUCCAAGUGAUCGAAAUUAAUCCGAAGCCCUCCACUAUGGCAACUUUCGUAGCCCAUGUGAUGGUUCGAGAAAUUAAAGGCAAUAAAUGAAUUAAUCAGUUAAAAUGCCUGCCUGCUCUUGUCAGUUGCAUUCUUAGCUGUUUGAAUGCCAUGAGUAAAGUAAAAACAGAUAGUCUAGAGAUGUAGUGCUUUGCGUAUUUACUGCUUGACUGCCAAGUUGUUUUCCCAUCUGCUCCUCAGCCCCUGCCAGCUUUUUUCCGCGUGUUGGUUUAGUCACAUUUUGUGCUACAUAAAAUCUAGUUUUUUUGUCGCUUUUUCUCAUUUCAGUAUCUGUGAACAGAAUAUAAUUUCCUUCGUUUAUCAUAGUCCGGAUGGACAGGCCUGUCACAAUGGCCAUGGCCAUGGCUGCUCUUACAAUCUUCAGCCCCGGCCAUUCUUUUCUCUGUGUUGGUUUAGCGGACAUUUCAUGCUACAUAGAAACUGGUUCUCCGUCAUCGGUUUCUUCCAAUUCAUAAUUCAUCAACAGUUCCUAAAUUUCUUUGCCUGUCACAGUGCGAAGUGACCUGACAACACUAUUUCUCCAUUUCUUCACUGCCAAGACAGAGUGACAGAGCACCGAGACAUUUGCUCCACCUGCUGUGAAAAAUUUAGCUUUCAAGUGUUUUUGUGUUUAGAUGAUCUCCCCAUAGACACCCGAACAUGUACGCAGUGUUCCUUUUUUUGCAAGAGUUGCUUCUGGAAAGGCAAAGAGAUCACUGAAAUCACAAAACGAAUAUAUUAGGGAGUGGCUAGGGCUGUGCGCGAGUGGGUGCCCGAGUUAUCUCGGGAGUGGCAGUGAAAGGUAAUGCUGAGAAUGCAGGAGAAAGCAUCUAACAUGGUUUGUACAACAAGUUGUCUAACUACAAGCACAGAUCGCUGUGAAUAGAGAUUUCAAGUCAUUAAACAUCCAGCUUACUUGAAAUUAUGAAUGCAACCACAACUUUGGCCUUUGCAAAACUUGGAACUUUAAUUCCAUGUUCUGUUCAGGUUGAAUUCAAAGUUGACUUGCAUCAGGUGGACAAGGUGCAAGAAAAUAAAUUUUGAAGCACUGGCCUGAUUUUAGCAAAUUUAAGACAUAUUUACACCAUUACUACAAGCCUCUGUGCGAAAUUUCCUUAUUUUGAUUCAAUUAUGACUGGUACAAAUGUUAGUCAUCUUGCUUGCUUGGAAAACUAGCAGAAGAAAUUAACUGAGUGCGUGCGAAGUUGCAGUGCCCUAGGUUGUACAAGGAUAGCCCAGGUUGUGUUGAAUGUGGAGGUUUUUCUAUACUGUAUUCUUUUUACCACUCCUUUAAUGACACUACCUUUUUUCUGCUUCCACUCUGCCUAAAAAAUUUAGAAAAAGCUUGAAGAGAUCUGAGUCGGCGGUUGCCUUUCCGAAUAAAUUUUGGUUCAUAAGCUAUCUUAACAUAGGCAAAUAUUAUGUAAUGGAAGUAAUAGUUUCCCUAAAUUAAUACUUUUAUGGCAAGGUGCAAAAUGAGAAAAACGAGUUUAAGUUUCUGAACUCUGGUGCUUCAUUUGCAGUUAAUAUAUGUUUCUCAAAACAUACCAUUAGCACAUUUUAGGUCAUUGUCUUGAACUUCGGAUUUCUGCUGAGCAAUAUCCUCGAGCUUUAUGUAUUUCAUGGCAUAUUUUCACCUUGCAAAGGUGGCACACGAGCACAUCCCCUAGCUUUAUCUGAUGAUGCACAAGCAAGUUACCCUUACAGCAUUACAUUUGCCAUUACAGCCAAGAAUUAACUGAACACUAACGCCGUGACAAAAUUUAAUUCUAGCAAGUCUCUGGCUUUGUCCAGAGUAGAAAACUGUGUUUUUACGUAUGUUAUAAACAAAAUGGUAAGCAUACAGUCAGCCAUUGCUGCUUACAGCUGUACAGUAUCACCAGUUUGAGUUAAAUGCUUAAGUUACUAUAGCUGGGCGGGCAUUUUAUUGAGCUUGGCAAGUGUUUUUCACCUCACAUUUGCUGUUGAAGGAAAUUGUUUGGAGCUCUCUCUCUCGCAACAUUGGAGAAGAGAUGAUUUGGUGCUUUCCAAUGACAGGCUCGAACAGUGUCCAAGGCACACCUGCCUUGGACACUGGCUCGUUGUUGUGUGAUAUUGUGAAAUGGUGUGGCGGUUCCAGUGAAAAGAUUGGUAUCGCUUACAGCUGUUUUGUCAGCCAUUUAACAGUUCUCAUGUCUUUCUUUACGUUAUUAUCUUGGCAAGAUUGAAAGGUUGGGAAACAAGCUUUUAGAAAUGUUGACAUGCACGGCUAUGGUCAUUCUUCGCUAUGCAAGCGCAAGUUG
Molecule: messenger RNA, 4853 nt
Organism: Dermacentor silvarum
Lineage: Eukaryota; Metazoa; Arthropoda; Arachnida; Ixodida; Ixodidae
Product: tRNA methyltransferase 10 homolog C-like
Exons: 2
Coding region: 44-1297 (417 amino acids)
Biological process (GO): positive regulation of mitochondrial translation; mitochondrial tRNA 5'-end processing
Cellular component (GO): nucleoplasm; nucleus; mitochondrion
Molecular function (GO): tRNA binding
Source: RefSeq, a predicted model, not a curated record